CGCGUCCCCCCCCACCCCUCCCCGGGUCCCCCGGCCCAGCCCGGGCGGCUUGUCUUCGGCCAGACAUGGACUUCAGGGAAAUCCUCCUGAUCGCUUCCAAAGGGCAAGGUGUCAAUCACGUCCCGAAACGGUAUAGUUUGGCAGUGGGGCCUCCCAAGAAAGACCCAAAAGUUAAAGGCGUCCAGUCGGCAGCUGUGCAAGCUUUCCUUAGGAGAAAAGAAGAGGAGCUCAGACGGAAAGCCUUAGAAGAGAAGAGGAGGAAAGAAGAACUCGUGAAGAAACGAAUCGAGCUCAAACAUGACAAGAAAGCCAGAGCCAUGGCCAAGAGGACCAAGGACAAUUUCCAUGGGUAUGAUGGCAUUCCCCUUGAGGAAAAGUCAAAGAAGAGGCAGGCGGCGGACAACCAGCUCCACCAGGGGACCGACCAGGAGUGUGAUGUGGAGGAGGAAGACUUCCUGGACUACGGUCAAGUUGAGUUGGAGCAGGAGUAUGAGGAGGAGCCAGAGCCUCCCAAAGCUGAGAGCAAACCAAAGGCCCCGCUUAAAAGUGCCCCUCCGCCCAUGAACUUCACUGACUUACUGAGGCUAGCCGAGAAGAAGCAGUUCGAACCGGUGGAGAUGAAGGCGGUGAAAAAAGCCGAAGAGCGGCCCAUGACUGCGGAGGAACUGAGGGAGCGGGAGUUUCUUGACCGGAAGCGUAGGAAGAAGAAACCUGAAGCGGCGGAUGCCAAACUACCUCCACCUGUGUCCAGAAGGGCCCCACCCUCUCAGAAAGACAGCGUGGGCACAAAGCUCAGCAAGGGAUCUGGGGACAGGCAGCUCUCUUCCAAAGGAUUGCCCUCUUCUCAUGCUGAGAAGAAGUCCAGACUCAGCACAGCCAAUGAAAAACAAGGAGCUUUGUCUUCAUCCAAACCCAUGCCGGGGGAGAGGGCCAAGGCGGGAUCUGGCGCUAGCUCCCAACCCUCACUUAGGGAAGGUCACAACAGACCUGUCUUCAAUGGGGCUGGGAAGCCACGCCCCAGCACCUGUUCGCCAAGUGUCCCAAAGACUUCUGCUAGUGGGACUCAGAAGUCCUCUUCUGAGCACAAAGCCAAAAAACCUCUUCCUUCUCAUCCCAGCCAUUCCAAGCCUGGGCCCACAGCUCCCUCACACAACAAAGCUAAGGGUUCAGGUAUCAGACAGCCGGGCAGUAACUCUGGCUCAACUCCUGGGCGACCUAGCCCAGGCACAGCUGGGCCCACCCUUAGUUCUGGCGCUACGCCUAGGCGCCAGAAUGGCAGCUCCAGCUCAGGACCUGAGCAACCUGUCAGUGGGAUCAGAAAGCUGGCCAGCAGUUCGCAUCCUUCUGGACGGACAGUCAAUGGCACAAAUGGUCCUGGACGACCUGUGAGCAGCUCAGCUGGCCCUGGGCGACCCGUUAGUGGCCCCAGUGGUUCUGGAAGACCUGUGAGCAGUUCUGGAGGUCCUGGGCGGCCUGCAAAUAGUCCACAUGACAUUCGACGACCAAUGAGCGGCCUCGGCUCCCCUGGACGGUCAGUCAGUGGCCCUGGGAGAUCCGUAAGUGGUUCCGUUCCAGCAGGACGACCUGCCAGUUCAGGUCCUGGAAGACCAGUGAGCAGCUUAGGACCCGGACGAACAGUUAGUAGCCCAGGCCUCCCCAUAAAACCCAAGUGCACUGUUGUCUCAGAAACAAUUUCUUCAAAGAAUAUCAUUAGUCGGUCAAGCAAUGGACAGAUAAAUGGAAUGAAGCCUUUCCCGUCUGGCUACAGAUCUGCGCAAGGUCCUCAAAGGCUCCCCUUCAUUACUGGCUACAAAAGGCCUCGAGGGUAUGAAGAAGAAGAUGAUGAUGAUGAAUAUGACUCGGAAAUGGAUGAUUUCAUCGAAGAUGAAGGAGAAUCUCAGGAAGAAAUAUCCAAGCACAUUCGGGAAAUUUUUGGCUAUGACCGAAAAAAGUAUAAAGACGAAAGUGAUUAUGCCUUACGUUACAUGGAGAGCAGCUGGAAGGAGCAGCAGAAGGAGGAGGCCAAGAGUUUAAGACUGGGUAUGCAAGAGGACUUAGAGGAGAUGAGGCGUGAAGAGGAAGAAAUGAAACGUCGGAAGGCCAAGAAGCUGAAGCGACAUUAGCUGCUGCUGAGUCUGGAAUUCUGGGGCACCGCUGGAAGAUUUCCGUCUUCAGACGGUUUAGAUUUCCUUCUCAGUUUAGAUUUCCGCGUGGACACUGGAGAGGAAGGGAUGAAGGAAUGCCGGCUGUCAUUUGAGUGAACAGUGUCUUCAGAUAGUCCAGGGUGGAAUCUGUAAGCAGACGAUAGCUACGCCGCUUGCCGUGUGCUCUGACGAGUUCACCAUUCACGGGGCUGGCUUUGAUCCCGAAGAGCUCUGCUAUGCAUACCAAUGCGGGGCCAGUCACGUCCGCUGCUCUUGUACUGUUCCUUUGCUACUUUAAAGGAGAAAAAAGAUUGAAGUGUGACUUGUCCCUCAGACCUGCCCUCAUGAAGGGCCCGGCCCCGGCCCCUGUGAAUGCUGCCAGCAAUAAAGUGGCCUGUCCCAGUCUGUUUGAAUUGAAAACCCAGGGAAGAGUAGGCUGUGUAGGUAUUAAUUACAUGGUUGCCAUCCCUGUGAUUUUGACGUACAACAUAGAAUUAGAUUGUAUUCAGCAUUAUUUGUGCAUUGGAUGCUAAGCAUUCUUGAUUUAUAUGAUUAGGUAAUAAAAUUUUUCUAAGUUAAAACACAAAUUUUGCCAGAACAAGAAUAUUCUUUCCCAGUUCUCCUUUCAGGCUUUCCCUGUCACACUGACCUUAGCGUGACGUGGGUGAGGGCCCUACUAUUAUUGUGUUGUUUUGUUUUUGUCCUUUUUCUUUUAAUUCCUUUUUAUAUUAAAGAAAGUUAUUCAAAUAUUAGAUUUGAAAGAAUAGUAGUUUAAAAAUCAGCAAGUGACAUGUGUAUGAACCCUGUGCUUUAUUCCCCCCAUUAUAAAAGAUAUUUUGGGACCCUAAAGUGCCCCUGUACCUCUUGAUGUUAAUAACAUUGCUUCAUUUUUAGCUUAAAUUUCUUAGAAAGCGUUAAUGACCAAAAAACCAAAAACGAAAUAUUUAGUGUGUCAAGAGCACCACCUUCUCUGUAUUGCACUUUUAUUUCUAACUAUGCACUGUGACGAGACAUUUUCCCCUGUUGUUGGUGUUUUACUGAGCUGUGAAGCUUCCUCAAGUUCUACCCUUCCUAAAGUCGGACCUGUGGACUUUAUGUCACUUAGGCCGAGAAUCCAUCCGGGCUGAUCUAGGGUCUGGCCAGAAGGAAGCCAUGUCUCAAGGACAGUCAGCAACAGAAAAUGAAGUAGGAUGCUAGAGACCCAAGGGCUGGGGGCAGUCAGAAUUGAGUUUGUGGGACAGUUCCACCGUUAAUCUGGCUGUCUUCAGCUAUUAAGCCAUGAGGGAUGGGGCGCUGGAGAGGCUGUUCUACAAAGAACUCUUACUUUUUAACAGGCCCAGACUCCAUGUAUUUUGUCUAUGAUGACCUCAUUCUUUAAGCUUGAGUAUUAUGACUGAUUAUUUUUAGCCUUCCUUUGUGGGACCAUUUGACCCAGUCCUUAAACCGUGAUCAUUUUGAAUUGAGUUUCAAACUUUGAAAGUGCAAGGAUUUAAUUUUAGAGGUUCUAAUAUCCUAACUCUCCAUGUAGGCUUCUAUAUACUGGCAGCAGACAGCUGUUGACUUUCCCUUCUCUACCUUGCUGUUAAUUUAAAGGGAGUAUGAUCUUCCAUCUGAUAAAGCAGGUUUGAAACAUUAUUUUAUUGCUAUCACUUGCGUGUUUCCCCCCUCCUUCGUGACUUUCUUGGAUAACCUUUUUUUCACUAUUCAUACUUUGGAAUUUAUAAUUGCGGUCAAGGGUUUUGGUGACUGAAAGUACUGUACUCAGUUUCAGGGUGCAGCUAUUUGCACAGAAAGGAGCCAUUAUGCUAGAUUAAAGUUUCAGAACUUGGUAAAGAAUCAGGUUGUAAUGUCUGUCGUGUCUGAAUGCAUUUCUGUAACAGAUAUGCAUCAACUUUAUGUUGGGGGGAAAAAAACCCACAGGAAAGAGAGAUUGUAAGUCCAAAUCAUGUCUUCCGUUUUUCUCUUCUGUAUUUCCUGACCACUUAGAAAAGCUCACAGGCCUGUGAAAAGACAGGAGCAGGCUAUUCUUUUUUCAAGGUUUACAAAUUAAGUGCUUGAUUUUUAAUGUAUGCUCUCCACUGUUUUGAUUUUGAUUCAAUGUUUGAAGAUGUGCCUUUUAUUGGGUGAUGUUAAUUCUCGAAUGUAGUAAUGUUUCACGAUUGUAAUGUUACAUGAUCAUGGGUGUGGCAUUUUCUAACAAAUUAUGUGACAAGAAAGUAGUUUUCAUAAAACUUGUGGCUCUGAUUGCACAGUUCCACUUGCUAAAGCAAAGGGCACUUUCUUUCAAGGCUACUUCAGAACUGGUCUUUGUACUUUCUGUAUGCAAUGGAAGCAGUUAUGUCCACAUGUCAUGGGCAGCCCUCUGCGUACCGUGAGAAAGUUCAAAGACUGUUGACAGAAAGUCUAAGGGAACUCGGAAUUUCAUUUUUGUAAUGGUAACCCCCCCCCAAGAUUUUCUCCAAGAAAUAAAUUAUUUUGUAUUUUAUAACUUAAAAGCAGCUAGUAGUACAUUUCUGAGAUAUAGCAGGAGACCAAAACAUUUUUGGAAAGAGAAUAAAUAUAUGAACAGAGACUGGUUGUUUUAUUUUCAGUGUGCUGAGUAGACUAUUUAUUUUGUGAGUGGAUGUGAUGAAGUAAAUAUUCAGGUGUUCAGUUUAUGAUUAAGAGUGGAAUAUAGAUUUCUUUGGAGUUAUUAAAUCCACAAUGUCUUUCACAUAACGGACAGAUCAAAUGUAAAAGAAGAAAAUUUUCACAUAGCUUAGCUUGGUUUCUGGUGCUGUUGACCUGCAGAAGAAUAUACUUUUGCAAAUACAGGUGAAUGUUUUGCAAUUUGUGUAUAUAAGAAAUUGUAGGCAUUAAAAUAUUUUAUUGAUAA
This is a messenger RNA of Phodopus roborovskii (desert hamster), 5019 nucleotides long. RefSeq names its product SPT2 chromatin protein domain containing 1 (gene Spty2d1). The coding region runs from base 66 to 2123 and encodes 685 amino acids. Gene Ontology annotation, cellular component: nucleolus. Gene Ontology annotation, molecular function: histone binding; DNA binding. The transcript has 6 exons. NCBI's taxonomy places the organism in Eukaryota, Metazoa, Chordata, Mammalia, Rodentia, Cricetidae. The record is from RefSeq and is a predicted model, not a curated record. Gene Ontology annotation, biological process: nucleosome assembly; regulation of DNA-templated transcription.